GGAUUCUGUUAUGUAGGGAAGCUUAAAUUAAGUGGAAGAUGCCGUCUUACUAAGCUUAGCCAUUUUCUGCCACCGUUAUGUUGAGGGGGACAACAAAUUUGAGAGUUAAUACCUCCCCCCCGAUACCAAGGCAAUUUUCUUUCUUCUGUCUUUCUGUCACGGAAGUUCAACAGUUCUUGACGUGCAAUCCGAUCGAGCGCUCGGGAUCGACCGCGAAUCAACAAUCUCCAUCAUGCACGCACCCUCCUCUCCACCGUCUACUCCGUCACACUCUUCAUGGAAAUCUGUCUUUCGUCUACCAAGUUCCUCGAAGAAGCACCGUGCUAAUGCUAAUGGUUCAACACUAGCCGUUGACUGUUCGCCUCGCGCAGUCACCUCUCCUCUUCAGACAGUUAGACAUACUCCUGCAGCUCCCAGUCCCUCACUGACUCCCGGCUCAUUCCUACCUAUCGACGAGCGUUCCUCCUACAACUCUUCGAAUACCCAAUCCAGUGACUCGAACGUGGGAGCUGUACCGAACUCACAGUACCUUGUGCCUGAUUCCCGACUCUUCCCUUACCAGCAGCAGUCGUCGGUUUCGAAUGUCGAAGCAAAUGGAAUGGUCACUCCACAAUAUCCCCAAAGUCGCGUACGGACAAAGUCGGAGAAACAGCGUAUGAUGCAGGGUCGUGUUCCCCAGACACCAACAAAGCCACAGACUGCCACGGCCUCCCAGCAGUCAUUUGCACUCCCACCAGGUCAUGGUGCGUCUUCAAGUCGCUCGGGGCCCUUGUCUCCACGCGCAAUGGGCGCGUCUGCCACUCGCUUCAUCCGUCGCGUAGCGUCCGCACCAAACGCGAAGCAUCUUUUUUCUUCCGGUGGUCGGUCGUCGGCACCCACGAAAAAUGGUCUAUUAGCACCUGCAGAUAUGGUCCCACCAGUUCCUGGUGCACCGUCUACGUCAUCUGAUCUUGGUGAUGAUUCAUUGGAGACUCUGUCAUCUGGUUCUUCAAGAGGGAGAUCCAAUCGGCACGAACGGUAUCCUGGUAAUUCACAUCUUUCAAAGACUAGAAUUGUGAAUGGAGCGCAUGAUGGUCCUGGAAAAAUGGCUUUCAGACGGACAUAUUCUAGUAAUUCAAUCAAAGUUCGACAGGUCGAGGUCGGCCCAUCAAGCUUCUUGAAAAUUAAAAUGCUUGGAAAGGGCGACGUCGGACGCGUGUACCUUGUGCGAGAAAAGAAGACUGACAAGCUUUUUGCUAUGAAAGUCCUGUCCAAAAAGGAGAUGAUCGAUCGAAAAAAGAUAAAGCGUGCAUUGACCGAGCAAGAAAUUCUUGCGACUUCAAAUCAUCCAUUCAUCGUAACGCUCUAUCACUCCUUCCAGUCGGAAGAGUACCUCUACUUCUGCAUGGAGUACUGCAUGGGUGGCGAGUUUUUCCGUGCCUUACAAACUCGUCCGGGAAAAUGCCUUCCGGAAGAUGGUUCGCGUUUUUAUGCGGCGGAGGUUGUGGCGGCCUUGGAGUACCUUCACUUGAACGGCUUCAUAUACCGCGAUCUCAAGCCAGAAAAUAUUCUCCUCCAUCACUCCGGGCAUAUCAUGCUGUCGGAUUUCGAUCUUGCCAAACAAUCUGGGCAUCCUGGGGGCCGUCCUGCGACGAUUCACCAGCUAGGACCAAACGGGAUACCUAUGAUCGAUACGAUGUCAUGCACAGCGGAUUUUCGGACUAACUCAUUUGUCGGUACCGAGGAGUACAUCGCACCUGAAGUGAUUGCUGCGCAGGGCCACACUGCUGCGGUGGAUUGGUGGACACUGGGUAUCUUGAUAUACGAAAUGAUUUUCGCCACCACGCCCUUCAAGGGGAAAGAGAGGAACGAUACUUUUUCCAACAUCCGGUCUCUGCCAGUUCAUUUCCGGGACGCACCUAAAAUUACGAGCGCUUGCAAGGAUAUCGUGAUUCGGCUGCUGGACAAAGAUGAACGAACUAGGUUCGGUAGCAGGAGUGGAGCGAGUGAAGUUAAGCAACAUAAAUGGUUUGCGAAAAUGAACUGGGGAUUGUUGCGUCACCAGCGGCCACCGAUCGUUCCAUCGUCCUCUAAUGGUCUUGAUGCGGUGAAUUUCCGGCACCUGAAGGAGUCACGUUCGCUUCAUCUAGAGGAGCAAAUGCGGGGGGUAGGGAGCCCUGGGACGCCCGGAUACGACGACGGGUUGGACGUACCAUCUGAUGGAGAUCUGUUUGGCGGGUUCAACAGUGUCACACUACACUAUGAUGGGGAAAGUUGAAAAACUAUUAUUCCGUCGUUGUGCCACGGUGGCAUCUCGAUAUUUCCUUGGUUGUAUGAUACCAUGCUCUGCUUUAUUUCAUUGACGGAUUGCUUGCAUAGUAAAUUCACUUGUAUUAUUUGCACUCGCUUUUUAGUAUUAUUAUGUCCGAAGGAUCUAUUCUAAUCAUGACGCCUGUUGAUUGUUUUUGAAAUGACAUCAGAUAACUCGGGGAUUAGCCGAUGCGGCAUGUUUCUCCAUGGACCAGGGACAGGAGAUAGAGGGCGCGGGGAGUGGUUCUUUAAAGGUCGGGCGGAUCGCUGAGGAGGAGAAGCAGAG
Suillus clintonianus is the source of this 2575-nucleotide messenger RNA. RefSeq names its product Pkinase-domain-containing protein. Gene Ontology annotation, biological process: protein phosphorylation. Gene Ontology annotation, cellular component: plasma membrane; nucleus; cytoplasm. The coding region runs from base 233 to 2257 and encodes 674 amino acids. The record is from RefSeq and is a predicted model, not a curated record. Gene Ontology annotation, molecular function: ATP binding; protein serine/threonine kinase activity. Lineage: Eukaryota; Fungi; Basidiomycota; Agaricomycetes; Boletales; Suillaceae. The transcript has 10 exons.